AUGUAUGCAUUUCAUCAAUGUACUCUUGUUGGUGGUAAUGUUCAAAUUGAUAGAAUUGACGAUGAUGAACUAUCUUCAAGGUCCUUUGGUAACUUGACGAUUAGUCAUAAUGCUAAUAUACAAAUAUUUAUAAAAAUGCUCUGUGGUAAGAGCAUCACAAUUGAAUGCCAAUACAAUGAUACUAUUGAUACCGUGAAACAAAAAAUUCAGGAUAAAGAAGGCAUCCCAUCUAACCAACAGCGACUUGUUUUUGGUGGUCAACAAUUAGAAGGAGAGAGAACUCUUAUUUCUUACGAUAUUACUAGAAGAUGCACGUUACAUUUAGUUUUGAAUCUUAUUGGUGGCGGAAAUGUUGUAAGUUAUUUGAGUACGGAUUUUUUAGCUCCGAACUUCGAUUUUGAUUUUACAAUUAUUGAUGACAAAAACUCGACAUUUACUCGUGGAAAUGUUUUAUAUCGAAGACCGUGCGGAUGGAGACGUUUUGCCUUAAAGGUUUCUGGAAAUUAUGAUAAUAGUAAUGAUGGAUGGCUUGGUACUGAUACAAACGCCUGGCCUGUAUCUUACCAUGGUACUAGUAAAAAUAAUUCAAAAUCGAUUUCAGAAGAAGGGUAUUUAUUAAGUAAAGGAAAGCGUUUUGCAUAUGGACAUGGCAUUUAUUCAUCACCUGAAGUGGGUGUUGCUCGACUAUAUGCUAAAGAGUUUGAUUACAAUGGAGAUAAAUAUUUGGUAGUUAUCCAAAAUCGGGUGAAUCCCGUUGAUUUGCAGAAAAUUCCGAAGGAUAUAACAAGAGUCGGUGAAUAUUGGAUCACAAAGAAAGAUGAAGAUAUUAGACCAUAUGGAAUUUGCUUCGUCUUGCAUCUUUAUUCAUUAUGUAAAAAUAGUUUCACUGAAACACUCGCAGUCUGUCAUAAAAACCGACAGCAAAGAACAUUUACACCAAGAAAACUUUCAAAGUUUCUUAAAAUUACAAGUGUUUUAGAACAAGAAUACUUGAAACCAAAG
Molecule: messenger RNA, 1002 nt
Organism: Racocetra persica
Lineage: Eukaryota; Fungi; Glomeromycota; Glomeromycetes; Diversisporales; Gigasporaceae
Source: the annotation of a GenBank genome assembly